AUGGCGUCUGCGUCGCCUUUGAGGACGAUGGCAACAAACACCUGUUCGCCUCCUCUGGUCCGGCCAGUCUUGUCUACCAGAGCCUCGACCACUUCCAGGACAAGCAGCAUCCCUAGCACUCCUCUCGAUGAAAUACCCGAGAAAUUGUGGCCACGAGUCCUUCGCACUACUACUGCCACCGAGACCAGCAACCCCGAGCUUUCGAUUGACGAAAUUACCUCCACAAGGCUGUCCCUCGAUGACCAGGCCAUCUUGACAAAUAUGCCCAGAGAGAGUAGUCGAAAAGAGGCACGAUCUCGCAAGCUUGCCAUGAAGAUGGGAUUUGGUGGCAUGUGGGGAGAAAAUAAUGACCGACUCAAGAAAAUGACAAAGAGGCUGAGGAAAAUUCCAACUGGUCUGUUUGCACGCAAAGAGCGAGGAUCGCUUGAGACAUUGGCACAUCCAACAAGUCAUGCACAACCCGUUCCAGGGCCUUCGCUACCACAAUUAGACCUCCCAACAGAACUUUGUGUCCAGACCACCUGCACAUUGUCAAACGUGGAAGGCUGUGACGAGGGCGGGUCCAACGCAGCCUUGAUGGAUUACGAUUGCAAUCCCAAGGAGUCAGAGUCACGUCAGGAAGAGAUGGCAAAGAUAUCCUCUCUUAUCCGCAAAGAUCUUCAUGAAGCUACAAUUAAAGACCGUACUCUACCGUCUUCGUGUUCUGGAAACCCCGAGCGUCUACCUCGUCACUUCACGCAGCCUCCCACCUAUGUUUACGCUGCCUCCACCUCGACGGUCAACUCGAUUCAUAAUGCCGAAGACCUCUUGCUGCAUGGUCCACGCUCAUUGAAGGCAUUCUCUCGUCAAGCUGUCACGAGGGCCUCCUCCGUUGGGAGCGUGGAAGAGAUGCGCAGUCACGCCUUUGGAAACCGAAGAGUCAGUCGACCGAGCUUGUCUGGUGGAUCGGCCAGGCACAACUCUGCUCCCAGUAUCGGCCGGACAUCGCAAUCGACCUCUCGGCCUGUCACUCAUGCAGGAUCAAUAUCAUCAGUAAGCGCCACCAUAGUCCCUCCACGGAGACCUGUUGUGUACAUGGACGUGCCCAGCUCGUGUUCUGAAUUCAUUUGGAGUGGCCAUGAUACGAAGAAGCGCCCCUCAGCGUCCUCUACAGUGCGGCCUGUGUCCAAAGGGGCCUCCGUUCGCAGCAGCCAAGAUGGUCGUGCGAGUUUAUCUUUGAGCCUGUCUCCGGAGGUCGAAAUCGGUCUGGGGGAGUUGCCCGGUUACAACAAGGUGCCGCUCUUUGUCCCCAAGAGGAUUGAACCGACAGAAUUUGCUGGAAUCUCAUCACUCGACGAGGCAGCUGAGUACAAACAGAGGUUUUUCCUUCGUUCUGAGCUAAAGAACUCGAAUCCAACCAUUUCAGACGUCUCAUUCGCAUCGCUGCAAGGUCAAACUUCCAUCCGGUCACAUCUUGAAAGAGAAGCUAUGGUUCAAGAACAAGACAGCGACUCUGAGACGCGUCCACCCAUGGGCGGUUGCGAGAAACUCUCCAGAGUCUUCUCUAGUGCUUGGUCUGAGACCACUACCCGACGUUGGCAAAAGGGGUACAAGCGGCACUGUCUGUAG
Messenger RNA from Fonsecaea multimorphosa CBS 102226, 1608 nucleotides. RefSeq lists its product as uncharacterized. Lineage: Eukaryota; Fungi; Ascomycota; Eurotiomycetes; Chaetothyriales; Herpotrichiellaceae. The transcript has 4 exons. The record is from RefSeq and is a predicted model, not a curated record. Bases 1 to 1608 code for a protein of 535 amino acids.